Messenger RNA from Geosmithia morbida, 621 nucleotides. RefSeq lists its product as uncharacterized. NCBI's taxonomy places the organism in Eukaryota, Fungi, Ascomycota, Sordariomycetes, Hypocreales, Bionectriaceae. Bases 1 to 621 code for a protein of 206 amino acids. The record is from RefSeq and is a predicted model, not a curated record. The transcript is spliced from 2 exons.
AUGCCUCUGGCUCCGCUUAUGGUUCUGGGUAUGGCCCUGCUUCUGUCCCUGCUUCUGGCUGGACCUCUGGUCCUGCCUCUGUCCCUUCUCAAUAUGCCAACGAUUAUGGCCUUCACCCGCGCCAGAAUACCCAGUGCUCCCGGGGUUUCCAAAGUUACGGCCGGUUCCAGGGCGCAGCGAUACUUCCUACCCCGAGCCAGUGACCCACUGGACUGGUCAUAUCGGGAUGCACGAGGAUUCUGGAAUCCCGGUCCCCCUGGUCUUGGACCGCAGAAUUCAAAGCCUAAAACUGCCAAUUUGACACGAUUCAGGACCUAUUCCGCGUCUGCGUCUUUAACGCCGGCUCCGGUGCUCGAAACUGUGCCUGAAGUUGAAUCUGAAGUCGAAUCUAAGGAUGAGUAUCAACCUACGCCAGACUCCGCUGCUAUGUCCGGAUCUGCAUCUGAGUCAUAUUAUGAGCCAAAAUCUGAGCCGUUCCCUUCAACAUUCGAAUCCGGAGUACCUCCCGAUCCCGGUUCAGGCACGAGCUCGAACUCACUCGAACCCGCAACAGCAACGACAGACACAAGAUCAAGCACAAGGACGAGGACAAGGACGUGUCUCGCCUUGGCGACUACCUGA